CUGUCACACAGGGACAUCACCCUACAGCAGUUCAGGCUGUGGUUUGCAGGAAGCAUACAUUGGCUUUUCGAUUCGUGCUAGUUCCCAGCUCAGUUUGGGAGGAUCGCCAGCCUUCACGUGAAGGGGGAGUCAAGGACGGCGAGGAGCUUGGUGGUCCCAGCCCCGGAGCCCGGCCUGCCCGCCUGACAUGGAAAUGGAGGCCAACGACCAUUUUAACUUUACUGGCCUUCCCCCUGCACCUGCUGCCUCAGGACUGAAACCCUCCCCCUCCUCAGGGGAGGGCCUCUACACUAACGGGUCUCCCAUGAACUUCCCCCAGCAAGGGAAAAGUUUGAAUGGGGAUGUGAAUGUUAAUGGCUUAUCUACUGUAUCUCACACUACUACUUCAGGGAUUUUGAACUCUGCUCCCCACUCCUCCAGCACCUCACACCUCCAUCAACCCCACGUGGCCUACGACUGUCUCUGGAAUUACUCACAAUACCCACCCGCCAAUCCUGGCAGCAACCUCAAGGACCCACCCCUUCUCUCCCAGUUCUCGGGGGGACAAUACCCACUCAAUGGCAUCCUUGGAGGCAGCCGACAACCUUCAUCCCCAAGUCACAACACUAACCUUCGGGCUGGGAGCCAAGAGUUCUGGGCCAACGGUACCCAGAGUCCCAUGGGGCUUAACUUCGACUCACAGGAACUGUAUGAUUCCUUUCCUGACCAGAAUUUUGAGGUGAUGCCCAAUGGACCCCCUAGUUUUUUCACCUCCCCACAGACUUCUCCCAUGUUGGGCUCCAGCAUCCAGACUUUUGCACCCUCCCAGGAGGUAGGCAGUGGUAUUCAUCCUGAUGAGGCAGAAAAGGAGCUGACUUCAGUUGUGGCAGAGAAUGGCACUGGCUUGGUAGGCAGCCUGGAGCUGGAAGAAGAGCAGCCAGAAUUGAAGAUGUGUGGCUACAAUGGCUCCAUCCCUUCUGUGGAGUCAUUACACCAAGAAGUCUCGGUCUUGGUCCCUGACCCCACAGUGAGCUGCUUAGAUGACCCUUCACAUCUUCCUGAUCAACUGGAAGACACUCCAAUCCUCAGUGAAGUCUCUCUGGAGCCCUUUAACACCCUGGCACCAGAGCCAGUAAGUGGAGGACUCUAUGGUAUAGAUGAUACGGAACUGAUGGAUGCAGAGGACAAGCUGCCUCUUGAGGACAGCCCUGUGAUCUCUGCCCUUGAUUGUCCUUCCCUCAAUAAUGCCACUCACUUCAGUCUUCUGGCAGAUGACAGUCAAACUUCAGCCUCUAUUUUUGCCAGCCCCACCUCUCCACCCGUCCUUGGGGAGUCUGUCCUACAAGAUAACGGCUUUGACCUGAAUAACGGUAGUGAUGCAGAACAAGAAAUGGAGACUCAGGUGGCUUCAGACUUCCCACCACCUCUGACCCAGCCAGCCCCUGACCAUUCAUCCACUAUUCAGCUACAUCCAACAACCUCACCAGCAGUCUCACCAACAGCCUCCCCAGCAAUCUCCCUGGCAGUUUGUCCAACAGCCUCCCCAGAUAUCUCUCCAGAAGUCUCCCCAGCAGCCUCCCCGGAAAUCUCCCCUGCAGCCUUCCCAACAGUCUCUCCAGCUUCCUCACCAGCCUUCCCACCAAUCUCCUCAGAAGUUUCCUUGCCGGCCUCACCAGUGACCCCCCCAAAAGCAUCCACCGAAGCUUCCCCUGCAGCUGUCUUCCCAACAGCCUCCCCAGCAAAUAAGGAUGUCAGCAGCUUCCCUGAAACCACCGCUGACUUGGAAGAGGUCACUGGAGAAGGAGUCCCUACUUCUGGUGGUGGUGAUGUUCUAAGGAGACGAAUUGCUACCCCAGAAGAAGUUCGUCUUCCCCUCCAGCAUGGGUGGCGGAGAGAGGUGCGAAUCAAGAAGGGCAGCCACAGAUGGCAGGGGGAGACCUGGUAUUAUGGCCCCUGUGGGAAGAGGAUGAAACAGUUCCCGGAAGUGAUCAAGUACCUGAACCGCAACGUGGUACACAGUGUCCGCCGUGAGCACUUCAGCUUCAGUCCCCGUAUGCCUGUUGGAGAUUUCUUUGAAGAGAGAGACACACCGGAGGGCUUGCGGUGGAUACAACUGUCAGCAGAGGAGAUCCCAUCUAGGAUUCAGGCAAUUACUGGGAAACGGGGUCGACCUCGAAACACUGAGAAUGCCAAGACCAAGGAAGUUCCCAAGGUGAAACGGGGCCGAGGUCGGCCACCCAAGGUCAAAAUCACUGAGCUAUUGAAUAAGACAGACAACCGCCCCACAAAGAAACUGGAGGCCCAAGAAACACUGAAUGAGGACGAUAAAGCAAAGAUGAAUAAAAUCAAGAAGAAGAUGAAGCAGAAGGUACAACGUGGAGAGUGUCAGACUACUACCCAAGGGCAGGCCAGAAACAAGCGGAAACAAGAGACCAAGAGCUUAAAGCAGAAGGAAGCUAAGAAGAAAUCCAAGGCUGAGAAGGUAAAGACAAAGCAGGAAAAACUGAAAGAAAAGGUUAAGAGGGAGAAGAAGGAGAAGGUCAAAACGAAGGAAAAGGAGGAGCUGGCCAAAGCCAAGCCAGCCUGUAAAGCAGAUAAAACACAGGUCACGCAGAGGUGCUUGGAGGAGCGGCAGAGGCAGCAGAUGAUCUUGGAGGAGAUGAAGAAGCCCACAGAGGAUAUGUGUCUGACUGACCACCAGCCUCUGCCUGACUUCUCACACAUCCCUGGUCUGAUCCUGCCUAGCGAGACCUUCUCAGACUGCCUGACCAUUGUGGAGUUUCUGCACAGCUUCGGCAAGGUGCUGGGCUUUGACCCUGCCAAGGAUGUACCUAGUUUAGGGGUCCUGCAAGAAGGACUCCUGUAUCAAGGCGACAGUGUGGGCGAGGUGCAAGAUCUGCUGGUGCGGCUCCUGAAGGCUGCACUCUAUGAUCCUGGCUUGCCCUCCCACUGUCAGUCCUUAAAGAUCUUGGGGGAAAAGCUGUCAGAGAUCCCACUGACGAGAGACAAUGUAUCUGAGAUCCUGCGCUGCUUCCUCAUGGCAUAUGGAGUGGAGCCAGUCCUCUGUGAGCGCCUACGCACCCAGCCAUUUCAGGCCCAGCCACCCCAACAGAAAGCUGCUGUCCUGGCCUUCCUUGUACAUGAGCUCAAUGGCUCCACCCUCAUCAUCAAUGAGAUUGACAAGACUCUGGAGAGUAUGUCCAACUACAGGAAAAACAAGUGGAUUGUUGAAGGCCGACUCCGGAGACUGAAAACUGCUCUGGCCAAGCGAACUGGGCGGACUGAAGUAGAGAUGCAGGGGCUAGAGGAAGGCCUAGGGCGGAGGCGCAGCUCCCGGAUCACGGAGGAGACCAGUGGCAUGGAAGAGGAGGAGGAGGAGGAGAGUACAGCAGCUGUCCAUGGCCGGAGGGGUCGAAGAGAUGGAGAGGUUGAUGUCACAGCAUCUAGCAUCCCAGAGCUAGAACGCCAGAUAGAAAAACUCAGCAAGCGUCAGCUCUUCUUUCGAAAAAAGCUGCUUCACUCAUCCCAGAUGCUUCGGGCAUUUUCCUUGGGUCAGGACCGCUACAGACGCAACUACUGGGUGUUGCCCUAUUUGGCUGGUAUCUUUGUGGAAGGAACAGAGGGGAGCUUAGUUCCUGAGGAUAUGAUAAAGCAGGAAACUGACUCCUUAAAAGUGGCUUCCCACGCAGCACCCAGCCCCGCCCCCUUUUCUCUGAAGAGGGAAUUAGCUGGCUCCAGCACCUCUGCCAGUUCUCCUGCCCGGGCCCGAGGCCGACCUCGGAAAACCAAGCCUGAGUCUAUGCAACCUAGGCACCUUAAGUCUCCUGUCAGCUGUCAGGCCUCAGAAGAGCCCCAAGUCCAACUUCAGCCCGAGACUCAACCCUACCCUCCGCUUCAGGCUUAUGCCCAACCCCAGCUUCAGUCCCAGCCUGUAACCCAUAAUGGAUUCCUGGAGCCAGAAGGCUCGCUUUUGUCUCUGGGUCAGAGCCAGCAUGACCUCAGCCAGUCAGCCUUCCUGUCUUGGCUGAGCCAGACUCAGAGCCACGGCUCCCUGCUGAGCAGCUCAGUCCUCACACCUGAUAGCAGCCCUGGAAAACUGGACCCGACGCCAUCACAGCCUCUGGAGGAGCCAGAGCCUGAAGAGGCAGAAUCCAGCGCUGAGUCCCAAGCCCCCUGGUGUGACCUCUCGGCCCAGAUGCUCUGCAACGCUGCCCCCACCCCACCCCCUGCGGCUUCUGAGGACCAGUCCACGCCCUCCCCUCAGCCACCUGUCUCCUCCAAGCCAGUGAAUAGGCCCAGUGCGGCCAGCCCCUGUUCUCCAGUGCAGCGCUCUUCCACCCCCUUGCCUGGGGUGGCUCCUAAAAGGCGAACAGGAGACCCUGGCGAAACAUCACAGAGUCCCAAAGGGCUGGGACAGCCAAAACGGAGAGGGAGACCUCCCAGCAAGUUCUUCAAACAGAUGGAGCAGCGUUACCUAAACCAGCUGACAGCCCAGCCUGUUCCUCCUGAGAUGUGCUCAGGCUGGUGGUGGAUCCGAGAUCCUGAGACAUUGGAUGCCACGCUCAAGGCCCUGCACCCACGAGGCAUCCGAGAGAAGGCCCUUCACAAACACCUCAAUAAGCACAGGGACUUCUUGAAGGAAGUCUGCCUGCGGCCCUUAACUGAUUCCAUCUUUGAGCCCAGUCAGUUAUCUGCUUUUCAAGAAGGGGUUAUGAGCUGGUCCCCCAAAGAGAAGACGUAUGAGACAGACCUGGCUGUGCUUCAGUGGGUAGAGGAGCUGGAACAGCGGGUCAUCCUGUCUGACCUGCAGAUUCGGGGCUGGGCAUGUCCUAGCCCAGACUCUGUUCGCGAAGACUUGGCCUACUGUGAGCACCUACCUGACUCCCAGGAGGAUAUCACCUGGAGAGGUCGAGGCAGGGAAGGACUCGCCCCCCAGCGUAAAACUACCAACCCUCUGGACCUGGCUGUGAUGCGACUGGCUGCCCUGGAGCAGAAUGUGGAGCGGCGGUACCUACGGGAGCCCCUCUGGCCAGCUCAUGAGGUUGUGCUAGAGAAGGCCCUGCUCAGCACACCCAGUGCUGCCCCUCAGUGCACCACUGCAGAGAUAUCAUAUGAGAUCACCCCUCGCAUUCGGACCUGGCGCCAGACACUGGAGCGGUGUCGGAGUGCAUCCCAGGUGUGCUUGUGCCUGGGCCAGCUGGAGAGGUCCAUUGCCUGGGAGAAGUCCGUCAACAAAGUGACCUGUCUAGUGUGCCGGAAAGGUGACAACGAUGAGUUUCUUCUGCUCUGUGAUGGGUGUGACCGUGGCUGCCACAUAUACUGCCAUCGGCCCAAGAUGGAAACUGUUCCAGAGGGAGAUUGGUUCUGUGCUGUCUGUUUGGCCCAGCAGGUAGAAGGAGAAUUCACUCAGAAGCCUGGCUUCCCAAAACGAGGCCAGAAGCGGAAAAGUACUUACGUGCUGAACUUCCCAGAGGGUGAUGGCCGCCAACGCCGUGUACUGUCGAGGGGCCGAGAAAGCCCAGCAGUGCCUCGGUACUCGGAGGAAGGGCUGUCACCAUCGAAGCGGCGUCGGCUCUCCAUGCGGAACCAUCACAGUGAUCUCACAUUUUGCGAGAUUAUCCUGAUGGAGAUGGAGUCCCAUGAUGCAGCCUGGCCUUUUCUGGAGCCUGUGAACCCACGUUUGGUGAGUGGGUACCGCCGCAUUAUCAAAAACCCUAUGGAUUUCUCCACCAUGCGGGAGCGGCUGCUCCGAGGAGGGUACACCAGCUCAGAGGAGUUUGCGGCUGAUGCGCUUCUGGUCUUUGACAACUGCCAGACCUUCAAUGAGGAUGACUCUGAAGUGGGAAAGGCUGGGCACAUCAUGCGACGCUUCUUUGAGAGCCGCUGGGAGGAGUUUUAUCAGGGAAAACAGGCCAAUCUGUGAGGCAAAGGUGGUGGGGAGUCACCUGUGGCAUCUCUCCGCACCUUCCAAACAAAAACCUGCCAUUCUCACCUGCUGAUGCUGCCCUGGGGCCCGACUCAAAUCUGAUAUAUACAUAUAUAUCUGCUAUUUGACUCUACCUUUGGCAGCACCCUAUCCUCUUAUCCCUACACCCCUUCUCCCUUUCCUCCUCUUGCUCCUCAAAUAAGAGGGGCAGAAAUGAGGUCCUUCUGGACUGAAAGCCAAAAAAAGAAAGAAAAAAAUAAUUUUCCUUUCUGUUUUAUUUCCUAAUUAAAAAUGAGGAGGAGGAAAGAAGUCCCUACUUCCUCCCCCAGAUCCCUCUCCUUCCCUGUACAUGCCCCAGCAUUCUGGGGCUGUUUAACAAUAGCAAUAGUUCUAGUGAAUGUGUGAAACCGAGAAACACUCUGUACUGUGUGUGGACCCGCAGUGACGGCCAGUAAAGUGGACUUAAUUCCCAAGUGUGUCGAGCCGGACACCGGGCCCUGAACAUGCUGCUUCCAUGUUCAGUCCCUCCCUUGCUUCUCACUUGCUCUCAGUUUUUCACCUUCCCUCCCCUUUCAGAUUUUCUGUCAUCCAAUAAUGUAAAACUAUCGUGUACGGGUUCCUUCAUUCUUUUCCAAAUCUUUUUUCCCUUCAGAGGAAAAACGAAGUUCAGAGGUCCCUGUCUUUCUGUCCUCAUCUUCUGCCAAUAGCUAUCCCCUCUCAUGUGUUGGGUACUCCUCACAUGCUGAGUUUCUAGCCUCUUCUGAAACUCAGUAGCUGGGAGAGGACAGGGAGGCACCCUGGACCCUGGGCCUUGCAGCCUCCUUCCCCACCUCUUACCCAAACCUCCCUCUUGGGAACUCCUCAGGGACAACUACUGCUGAGUUUGGGCGCACCCCAAGAUGGAGGCCAGGUAGCAACCUACUGGCCUGAGGUUGUGUGUGUGUGUGUGUGUGUGUGUGUGUGUGUGUGUGUAAGUGUGUAAGAGAGAACACUGUUAAUUGUGCCCCUGUAUUGUUUGAAGGCAUCCAUUCAAUUUCCUCAACUCUCUGUUUUUAGUCCCAUCUUUCCCAUUGUUCAAACCAUCAUAUUUUUGUCUUUGGGAAACCACAGGAACAGUUUUUCUGGGUACAAGGCUGUGGCUCUUCUCUCUCCCAGUCAUUUCUGUUCCAGCCUCUAAACUGUGCAAUCUUUCAACAGGAACUCCCUCUCCUUUCAGUAGCGUUGAGUCUUAGCUUUUGCAGGGAGAGGGGUAGAACUGGAUUUUUCCUAAUCCCAUGAGCUUCUGGGGGUUUAGUUGUGCUUUCCUUCCCUUAUCUACUUCCUACCCCAGGACCCUUCCCUGCAGCAGAGAACCUGGAGCACAAAGAGUAGGAGGAGGGGUUUUGGGUCCACCACUGCCCUGCAUGUGACCGUUCAAGUUAAGCCCCAACGUGUGAGAGGAAAGCUGCUAACUCCCAGCUAUAGCCAUGGGGCCCAGCCCCCUGCUUUCCUGCUCAGCAGAGCCCCUCCCAUCAGAAAUUACGGGUACUUGCACUGGGGAGGUGGCUGCUGGCUGGCCCAAGCAGAGAGCUAAGGCACCCAGGAAAUGUUCCAUUGGGGGAGGGUGCAGUGAGGUGGGGUAUUCCUUGUACUUCUGGCAGCACUGAAUAGCCACGGGGUGGGGGGCAGCGUAGGUCCUGGGGCAGCCCUUUCUUACUCCUUUAUGCCCCUUCUCCCCCAUAGCCUAUUUCUAAAGUCGCCUUUUCUGUCAGAUAAACCUCAAAACUUUUAAUUUUAUUCGAGAUUUUUUUUUUGCUUUUAAAUAAGAGGUGGAUUGAAGAAUAUUUGAAUUGACUUUAUAUUAUGCAUAAAUAUUUAUAUUUUAUCUAAAUAACUGCGCUGUAACAAACUUUGUGUUAGUCAAACGUUUGAAACUGUUAUAGUUGGGGCUCUUCUUUUCUCCCCAUGGCAGUUUUCCCCUGGUGUAAAAUGUCCUAAAGUAAUUUUAUUGUUGGAGGCAAGGUAGACAGGGGAGUGAAAUCUCAAUUGUUCCUACUUUGUGUUCCUCUCCCAGCUCCAUCUCUUUCCCUAGGGACCAGGCACUCUUAAGGUGGGGUGGAGUCCCAGCCUCAGUUUGCAGUGUGGGGGCUGGGGGGGUGGUGGAGUAGGGCAUGAUCAAAGGGGCCAUUUCUCACUUUUCUUUCCUCCUCUUCACUGCCCCUUGAGCUAGGUGGAUUUUCUCUUGAUAAAUAAGAGUAUUUGGUAGGGAAGGCAGGUUAAAAAAAACACAAAAAACUCACUCCCUACUCCUUUGUUUCCCCUCCCCCAUCAGUCUGGUAACAGGAAGAAACCACACCAUCAACACCAACCAGUUUCCACGUUCCUUUUACAUCAAAAGGGACUUGACUUUUUAUAUAACCAAAUGUGGUGUUUUAGUGACUUUUUGAUAAUGUACAGUUUUUUGUGAAUUUAAAUUUAUUUCUUUCUAUAUUUUUAGGACCAACCUCAUUUUUAAUAAGGUUUAAAAAAAGAAAAAAAAGUCUAGAGAAAAAACUCCUGUUUUUGCCAUGUGAUGUUCCACAAGUGCAGCUGUAGAAAAGUGCUUGUCAGUUGAAUAAAAACCACAUUUGAUAGAGA
Molecule: messenger RNA, 8521 nt
Organism: Myotis daubentonii (Daubenton's bat)
Lineage: Eukaryota; Metazoa; Chordata; Mammalia; Chiroptera; Vespertilionidae
Gene: BAZ2A
Product: bromodomain adjacent to zinc finger domain 2A
Cellular component (GO): rDNA heterochromatin
Molecular function (GO): DNA binding; protein binding
Source: RefSeq, a predicted model, not a curated record